UUUUCCGUACUAAAUUUAAAGUUUCCCAAUUUAUUUUAUCCUCGUUAUAAGGCUUUUCAUUUAAGCUUUGGUAAAUUAGAGUGAAAAACCGAGAGAAAAGAAGAUAACGCACAAAAGUCAAGAUGAAGAUGAUGUGUGAGCGCUUGUCUGCCGUUUUUGCUGGCCUUGUGGUGGGCAUGUGGUAUGCCAAGACUUUCCCCAAAGAGGAGAAGGAGCCUGUUCCUGAUGACAAGGGCAAGGGAAAAGGCAAGGACAAGGGUAAAGACAAGGAGAAGAAGUAAUUUCAAAGAAAUACACGAAAUCUCACCUGUUGGCCUUGACUGAAUCUCAAUAUUCAAGUACCAGUCUCGAUAUGAAGCUACAUAUCAUUCACUAACCAGACCUUUACGGCACAACAUUCCAAAAAAACAUUUCGGCUAAACAUUUCAUUUAUUUAUUUAUUU
Messenger RNA from Drosophila willistoni, 443 nucleotides. RefSeq lists its product as uncharacterized. The coding region runs from base 123 to 281 and encodes 52 amino acids. The transcript is spliced from 3 exons. The record is from RefSeq and is a predicted model, not a curated record. NCBI's taxonomy places the organism in Eukaryota, Metazoa, Arthropoda, Insecta, Diptera, Drosophilidae.